Schistosoma margrebowiei is the source of this 2068-nucleotide messenger RNA. The record is from the annotation of a GenBank genome assembly. NCBI's taxonomy places the organism in Eukaryota, Metazoa, Platyhelminthes, Trematoda, Strigeidida, Schistosomatidae.
UCUAAAUAUAAAGGCGACACAGAUAACCCAUUGAGCCGCUGUUUUCGAAGUCCGACGACAAGGGCUUCUUUAGUACAUUUAGUUUGUGUAAUAUGAGCGAUAGAAAGAGUCGCAAUGCACCUCGUGGAAUGACCGAUGAUAGGGUUAGAGGAGUAGUCAAAUGGUUUAACGUCAAGGCUGGAUAUGGCUUCAUUACUCGGUCUGAUACCUCAUCCGACAUAUUCGUUCACCAAACAGCUAUUUCGAGAAAUAACCCAGGGAAAAUGCAGCGAUCCCUUCAGGAAAAUGAAGAAGUCGAAUUCUUUGUUGUCGAAGGGGACAAAGGUGUAGAGGCCUCCGACGUUACUGGGCCUGACAGAAAGCCGGUGAAGGGUAGUGCCUAUGCCGCGGAUCGUCCUUACGGGCGAAGUCCCAGAGAGUAUGGAGCGCGCGGUGAUAGAAAUGACUCAGAUGGUUAUAGAAGCAAUGGGUUUGGAUCAUACCGUGGAAGAGGUAGAGGUCGCGACGGGGCCAGGGUCAGUACUGUUGGUUAUUAUAAUAAAUGUUUGGUUUACUCUGAAGUUUUGGUAAUGAUGUCUGAAGGAGUUAGUAUUAUCGUAUCAGGCUUAUCAAUAAGUCUUUGCAUAGCUGAGGUUAGACCUGAUUAUCUGAAAAAGAUGUAUCAGUAGUGUUUGUCAGUGUGGAUGCCAGUUAGAUUGUUCGUAACACAAUUUAGUCCCUACCGACGUUACGUACAGCGUCAAGCCACGAAAACUGCUAAUUUUGACUACACUAAUAACAGUACACUUCCAUACGCAUCUUGCAAAUCUGACUUGAAGAAUCUCAUUCCUAAUGUUCAUUCUUAACCAGUAUCAUUACUGUCAGAUAACUCUCCUAAACACUCAUCUGAUUAAAUUUAAUCUUCCUACCAAUGAUGUAUAGUCACAUAGAUCAACGUAUGAGCAGUAGACUCAAAGUUAAUUAUGAAUGACUACAAUGUCUUGUAAAGUGCGAUUAAAAUUCAUGCACAAUUUUCAAACAAAAGUCUGACUUUCACUUGAUAUUGACUAAUGGGAUAAGUAUUUUGCAAGUGAUUGUAUGUGGUAACAUUUAAAGAUGCAACAGUAUUAGCAUUGUCGUAUCAAACCUAUGACAACUUGAGUUUACCGGCAUCCCUAACUAUUUACUUAUCAACUCCCAAGGUACCGAACAUGCCUCGUAUCAGGGAUGAAAUGGUUAUCGUGCAAAUGCAACAUGCUAGAAUCUGCUAAACUGUUGUGCAUAUAAAAAUUCACACAAACAUGAUAUAGCAACAUGUUAGUAUACAUUAUACUAACUAGAUUAUACAUCGAAGAAAUUCGACAAACGCAACAUAUCCGAGCCGUAUAGAUUUGCAGUUUUGAUAUUUUAUAAAUGCAUCCUUUCAUCGUUCUGAUGCUAAUCAAGCUAAGUUACUAUUUUCCAUCGAUAAAAUUUGUACGCACGUUUAUACGAAUUGCGUUGAUAAUUUCAUGGGACUUGAUAUUCUUUUCACUCCUUCACGUGUAGCUAGUUUAUUAUAUUUGUGUUGAUGUGGUGGGCAUAGAACAUACAAUAGCGCACUUAGCUGGGAUACCUUACGGUCUGAAUUAGUGUAUAUCAUCCGUUCAUCGUAAUGAUAAUGGAGUCGUGUUGUGUGGUUUUUGUGAGCCAACGUAUAUGGUGAUCAUCUUGUUGGUAAGUUACCAAAACAUCAUCUGACAGUCUAUACUUUCGUUUUCUAAUUAGUUUACACUACUUCGGAAGCAUAUAGUUCAGAGAGGCUAAUAUUCUUUUUUUAUAAUUGGCUAUUAGGUUGGUGGUGAUUUCUCAAGGAGAUUUGAAGAACGCAAUCCACGGGAUCGUAGCCGAGGGUAUGGUGUGAGGGACAAUGGUGGUUAUUACUCUAGCCCAUAUUAAUUUCAAUCGAUGUUGUACAUAUUGCAUUUUAAAUGUCUAAUUUGUACAUUUUAUCCCGUAAUAUCUUGUUCUAACUGAAAGUCAUUUUUCUGUGGAUAUCACGAUAUAUGCAUUUAUAUGUAUCUAAAAUAAACUUGCAAUUUUCGUUUAA